AUGUACAAGUCAAUCACUUCACUCGUAGGCGAAUAUCUACCAUUAAAGACGCUACAGAUGGAUCAGAGAGGAGGUAGACCUGGAGUAAUGGGAUGCACUGACAACAUGUUAAUUGACAAAAUGAUCCUAGAAGAUGCAAAAAUGAAUAAAAAGAAUUUAUCAAUGGUUUGGACUGAUGUAAGAAAAGCAUUUGAUUCCGUGACACACGCUUGGAUUCUUAAGGUGUUAUCAAUGAAUAAGACAAACAAACGAAUCAUAAAGUUUGUAGAAAACAUAAUGAAAGGCUGGAAAAUCUCAAUAACCGUCGAUACAGUAAAUGGAAAGGAACAAUUGGAGCCAAUAAAUGUCAAGAGAGGUAUACUGCAAGGAGACAGCUUUGUUGUCAAGCUUUUUGUACUAUGUCUUGACCCAAUAGCUUGGACGAUUAGAGGAUAUGAGGGUUACCAACUGACGCACGACAGGACAAUGAAGAUAACACACCUAUUAUAUGUUGACGAUUUAAAACUCUAUGCAAAGUCAGAGAACAAAAUAUCAGUCGUGACAAAGAAAGUUAAGGAAAUGUAUGAAGAUAUUGGGAUGUCCUGGGGCCUAGAAAAGUGUGCUUCUUUGCAUGUAGUUAGAGGGAAAGUAUCAAAGAGCGAAGAUUUACCAAUAGGAGCAAAGGAUUCCAUCUCAGUUAUGGAAUCUAGCGACAAGUACAAAUUCCUUGGAAAGUAUGAAAAUUUCGAACAGCUGGACAAGUUCACGUUCCAACAAGCAGAAAAAGAGUAUCUACGAAGAUUGAAUGUUAUAUGGUCAUCACCCUUGUCAGUACCAAGAAAACAGACAGCUUGCAUCGUCUUUGCUUUGCCUACAUUAGAAUACUUCAUGGGGACAAGUAAUUGGUUGAUAGCAGAUAUUCAAAAUCUUGACAGGAAAAGCAGAAAGGUAGUCGAGAUGCAUAAAGGAAAACACAUCUCAGAAUCAAUAGCAAUGCUCUAUUUGCCACAGAAAUGUGGUGGAAGGGGCUUCAAGUCUGUAGAGGAUACCUAUAAGAUCUCAAAAAUUAAGGUUGCACAUCACAUUAACAUAAGCAAAGAUCCAAGAAUAAAGCUGGUACGCUCGUUCCAACAUUACAAAAGCAAAAAGAACUUCAAGUCAACUUUUGUUGAAGCAACAAGGUAUGCAAAGGAACAUUUCAAAGCUGACUUGAGCCUUUUAGAGGAAAAGUCUGUAUUAAGCUAUGAACAGGAAAGAGUGGAGUUAAAAGAUGACAACUAUAUACAGAUCCAACGCAGACUAGGAAGUAUCAUUCAAAGACUAUAUGAAGAAAGAGUUAGAAACCAACCUUGGUUAGGAUUCUACACGGUUUCAAUACUAGAUAGUGAUGAAAUAUCAAAAAACAGUAGAAACAUUUUUCGAAGCUGGAAAAACAUCCCAGAUAUAGUCUUAUCGACAAAUGAAUCAAUAAAGCAACAGUUACUACCUACCAAAGCGUAUUCAAAGUACAAGUUAAAGAUGGAAACUGCAAAUACAACAUGUAGUCUAUGUAAGCAAGCAGAAGAAACAGUCGUUCAUUUGCUGUGCUCCUGUGCAGCAUUAGCACAAACACUCUACAAGGCACGACACGAUAGAAUGUUAAGACCUAUUUAUCAUCUAAUACGAGCAAAGUUUGAAUUUGAUGGAAAUAAUCGUGGAGUUCCAUGGUACAAGCAAGCAUUACCUCUUGCAAGCAUCGAAAAUGAUCGUGCUAAGAUUAUGUGGGACAUACCGAUGCACUUAGACAAAAGACCAAGCAACAAUGCCAUUAAGCCUGAUAUGCUGAUAAUUGACAAAGUAGGAAAAAAGGUCAGUUUGAUAGAGGGGACUAUAUGUGCACCUGGAUGUAUUGCCAAGAGAGAGAAAGAAAAACAAGACAAGUAUUCUGAAAUGAGAAAGUCACUGGAACGGUUAAAUCGUGGAUACGAAAUAGAUCAAAUCAAUGUUGUAUUUGACUUUCUAGGCUGUUACAGCAAGCAAUUGGAGUGUCAUAUCAAGAGACUAUGUGAAGGAGAGAAGGAGGCAAAAUUAGUAAUCGAACAAUGUCAAAAAUGGGUACUCAGCCAAAACUGCGAGAUUGUUAAAUCUUUUUAUGAAAGAAAAUAG
Rhopilema esculentum is the source of this 2124-nucleotide messenger RNA. NCBI's taxonomy places the organism in Eukaryota, Metazoa, Cnidaria, Scyphozoa, Rhizostomeae, Rhizostomatidae. The record is from RefSeq and is a predicted model, not a curated record.